UGCAGGGGGCAUUCACUGUUGCUGGGCGAUCUGGCUACUGAAACCACAACAGCGUCAGUGGGAAAUGAGCCUGCGUGUCCUGGGCUCUCCAGCAGCUCCCGGCGCUGCCUGCAGGAGGGGACCCGGCCCCACAGCCCUGCCGGGGGCACAGCGGCUCCAUGUUCGCCACAGUGAGGUUCGGAGCCAACUGCCAAGAGAUGGUGAACCUGCUCUGCUGCGUCCGGACCCUCACAGGUCACCUGAAGUGGAAGUGUCAGUGCAGGCCUGAAGACUGCAUCGAUCUUGUGGAUGAGAAGGGCACCCUGAUGAACCUGAGCAAAGUGGAAGAUCCUGCAUCUGAAUAUGCCAGUAAAUACCUCCAGGGAAGGCAGCGCUACAUCCUCAUCAGAGUUGUCCGAGAAGAAAACUCUGAAGCCACCUGCUAUGAAUCCUUGCUAGAGGACCUGGGGAAGCAUUACCCUGACUUACCAGAUCAGCUGCAGCAGCUCUCAGGAAAGACCCAGAGGACGGACCAGAGGAAGAAAGGCUCCUCGCAGAGGGCUCAGCCUCACACCAGCACCCGAGCCAGGAACAGGACCACCUUACAGAGCAAGAGGAGCUCAGAACUCAAGAACACCGCUAAAUGAGGAACAGACCCAUAACUGGUCACAUGGGCAGCACAGCCUCCACCAGGGCCCCAACACCUGCCCAGUACUUACUCCCAGCACAGCAAGAGCCCCCGAUCCUGGGAUCCCCUGCCCCUGCAGAGCUUCACAUCCACAUCCCCAGCUGCACCCUGACCAGCCAGGCAAACCCAGAACCACUCUCCUGCUCCAAGGGGUCUUGUGUUCCCAUGGCACAGCCUGUACUCCCCAGGGACAAGAACCUGCACCUCCUUCCCACCCACUGCACCACUUCCCCCUGCAGCGCUCCGGAGUGGCCCUGCAGGGACUGCCCGCUGCAAUCACCAGGAAGAGCUGCUCCAGAGACAGCCAGGCCCCACAGCUGCAGAAGCAGCUCUUUGCCAAGAUGGGUCAAAGGCAGAACACACCUGCUGCACGUGCUGCUGCUGGUUCUCCUUGACAGCUUCU
Molecule: messenger RNA, 1070 nt
Organism: Hirundo rustica (Barn swallow)
Lineage: Eukaryota; Metazoa; Chordata; Aves; Passeriformes; Hirundinidae
Gene: C17H22orf15
Product: chromosome 17 C22orf15 homolog
Exons: 5
Coding region: 159-626 (155 amino acids)
Source: RefSeq, a predicted model, not a curated record